Molecule: messenger RNA, 1975 nt
Organism: Chaetomium strumarium
Lineage: Eukaryota; Fungi; Ascomycota; Sordariomycetes; Sordariales; Chaetomiaceae
Exons: 6
Coding region: 154-1818 (554 amino acids)
Biological process (GO): ketone body catabolic process
Molecular function (GO): succinyl-CoA:3-oxo-acid CoA-transferase activity
Source: RefSeq, a predicted model, not a curated record
UGAACGGCAGGGUCCCAGGGACGUGGGUCGCGGAUCUUUGGGAACAGAAAUGCAAUAUGAGUUUGUUGAUAUUUCCAUAUACCGCACCGAGACGGUGAAUUGAAACGAGAAGAGCCCAAACUACGACCCGUAUUUUAUACUUAGUAAGGCACAAUGGCAGGCCUGGCGCGGGCAGCGAGGCAAACGGCGCCUGUGCUGGCACGGCGGGCGGGCGCCCGGCAGUUGCUUGCUCUGAGUGGGGUCGCGAGGACAGUGACGCCGGCGGCAGGAAUCAGGUUAAACAACAACUUUGCCAUUGGGGCCCGGAACUUCUCGCAGUCGAGGAUCUGGAGGUCGGCGGAGGUUCCUGCGGUUGAUCGUGGAGGUUCGAAACUAUGGGAGAGUGCGGAUGAAGCGGUUGCAGACAUCCAGAGUGGCUCGGUCAUUCUGAGUUCCGGGUUUGGGCUGUGCGGCGUGGCAUCUACUUUAAUUGCGGCACUUCGACGACGGGGCCCAGAGUCUCUGCACUCGCUCACGGCCGUGUCAAACAAUGCCGGGGCGGAAGGGCGUGGGGGGCUGGCUCUCCUGACAGAAAAUGGCCAAGUCGAUCGCAUGAUCAUGUCGUAUCUGGGUUCCAACAAAAAGCUGGAAAAGCAGUACCUGACGGGCAAGAUCGCCGUCGAGCUGUGCCCGCAGGGAACGUUGGCCGAGAGGAUACGAGCUGCAGGGAGCGGCAUCCCGGCCUUCUUCACUCCAACCGGCGGCCACACGCUGGUGCAGGAAGGUGCGAUUCCCGUCCGCUUCGACGCCGAAGGCAAUGUGGUUGAGUACGGCAAGCCACGGGAGACCAGGAUAUUCAACGGCCGGCCGUAUCUCAUGGAGACUGCCCUGCACGGCGAUGUGGCGAUCCUGCGGGCGUGGAAGGUGGACAAGGCUGGCAACUGCGUGUUCCGGUACACGACUAAGUCCUUCGCUCCGCUGAUGGCCAAGGCGGCGAGGCUGUCCAUCGUCGAAGCUGAGAAUAUCGUCGAGGUUGGCGAAAUCGAUCCCAACGAUGUCGACCUCCCGGGCAUCUUCAUUGACCGGAUUGUGCCGGCAACGGAAGCGUCGAUGGUCGAAAUCAUCAAGACGCGGUCAACUGGGGACGGCAAGGAUCCCAAGUCGAAGGGGGAGGCACAGACGCGGAGGGACCGCAUCGCGCGGCGGGCGGCGAAGGAGCUGAAGCACGGGUUCUACGUCAACCUAGGUGUUGGCAUUCCCACCUUGGCCCCCUCAUUCCUGCCCCCCGGGGAACAAGUCUGGAUCCAGUCCGAGAACGGCAUCCUGGGGAUGGGUGACUACCCGCUUCCCGACGAAGUCGACCCCGACAUCAUCAACGCGGGCAAAGAGACCACGACCCUGGUUCCCGGCGCAGCCACGUUCGACUCGUCCGAGUCCUUCAGCAUGAUCCGCGGCGGGCACGUCGACGUGUCCAUCCUGGGCGCGCUGCAGGUCAGCGCGGCCGGCGACCUGGCCAACUACAUGAUCCCGGGCAAAGUGUUCAAGGGCAUGGGCGGCGCCAUGGACCUCGUGUCGAACCCGGACAACACCAAGAUUGUCGUGGCGACGGAGCAUGUGGCCAAGGAUGGCACGUCCAAGGUGGUGCAGAGCUGCAGUCUGCCGCUGACCGGGGCGCGGGUCGUGAGCACCAUCAUUACGGAUCUGUGCGUUUUCCAAGUUGACCGGAAACGCGGGACGCUCACGCUGACCGAGGUGGCGCCGGGCGUGGACGUGGAGGAAGUGAGGAGCAAGACGGAUGCCACGUUUGCGGUGGCCGAGGAUCUGAAGACCAUGGAGUGAGGGCACCUAUUUUAGACGAUGACUUACUUUCGGCUUGUUGUAUCCCUGCAUUCCUGGGCGCGCUUAUAUAGGUAGCUUUCCAUUUCCUGUGCCUAACAGUGCAGUGUCUGCAGAGCACUACUGCCUUUUCGCGAACACGGAGCUAUCCAAUUUCCAU